This is a messenger RNA of Arvicola amphibius (Eurasian water vole), 672 nucleotides long. RefSeq names its product receptor transporter protein 2 (gene Rtp2). NCBI's taxonomy places the organism in Eukaryota, Metazoa, Chordata, Mammalia, Rodentia, Cricetidae. Gene Ontology annotation, molecular function: olfactory receptor binding. Gene Ontology annotation, cellular component: cell surface. Gene Ontology annotation, biological process: protein targeting to membrane; protein insertion into membrane; detection of chemical stimulus involved in sensory perception of bitter taste. The record is from RefSeq and is a predicted model, not a curated record. Bases 1 to 672 code for a protein of 223 amino acids. The transcript is spliced from 2 exons.
AUGUCCACCAGCCUGACCACUUGCGAGUGGAAGAAGGUUUUCUAUGAGAAAAUGGAGGUGGCAAAGCCAGCAGACAGCUGGGAGCUCAUCAUAGACCCCAACCUCAAGCCUAACGAACUGGGCCCGGGCUGGAAGCAGUACCUGGAGCAGCAUGCCUCAGGCAGGUUCCACUGCUCCUGGUGCUGGCACACCUGGCAGUCGGCUAAUGUGGUCAUCCUCUUCCAUAUGCACCUUGAUCGAGCCCAGCGUGUUGGCUCGGUGCGCAUGCGCGUGUUCAAGCAGCUGUGCUACCAGUGCGGCACCUCACGGCUGGACGAGUCCAGUAUGCUGGAGGAGAACAUCGAGGGCCUGGUGGAUAACCUCAUCACCAGCCUCCGUGAACAGUGCUACGAUGAAGAUGGUGGCCAAUACCGCAUCCACGUGGCCAGCAGACCGGACAGCGGGCUGCACCGCAGCGAGUUCUGCGAGGCCUGCCAGGAAGGCAUCGUGCACUGGAAGCCCAGCGAGAAGCUGCUGGAGGAGGACGCUGCCUACACCGAUGCCUCCAAGAGAAAAGGCCAGGCCGGUUUUGUCUACAACUUCUUCUCAUUUCGCUGGUGUCUGUUUUGGGGUACUCUCUGCCUGGUUAUUGUCUAUCUGCAGUUCUUCCGAGGCCGUUCUGGCUUUCUUUAG